CGAACGCACCUUUAGAAGCCAUCUCCUUCCGGCGGUCAAAAUGGCUGCUUUAGGUUUGUUACGAAAUUCGACAGCGGCUUUAAUUCGCCGGUCCGUGCAGAGGACCGCACCAGUAACCGUUUCUGUCAGAAAUGCCUGGCAGCCAGGGAGUACGAUGUUAGAUGAGUUCAAGUCCCCUGUAGGCUUCUAUACUGGGACUGACCAAAACUGGGUGGCUCCCGACUUCUCGUCUACAGUGUAUUUAGAGAAGGGAAUCAAAGGACUGGAGAUCAACUUUGGACCUCAACAUCCGGCCGCCCAUGGAGUGCUACGACUUCUUCUCAGUAUGGACGGUGAAACUGUAGGAAGAGCGGAUCCCCAUAUCGGCCUUCUACACAGAGGUACAGAAAAGCUGAUAGAAUACAAGACGUACCUCCAGGCACUGCCCUACUUCGACCGCCUGGAUUACGUCUCAAUGAUGUGUAACGAACAGUGCUAUUCACUAGCUGUUGAGAAACUCCUGAACAUCGAGAUUCCUAUACGAGCCAAGUAUAUACGUACAAUGUUUGCUGAAAUCACUCGCAUCCUCAACCACAUUAUGGGAGUAGGUACCCACGCACUUGAUGUCGGUGCCAUGACCCCAUUCUUCUGGCUGUUCGAGGAGAGAGAAAAGAUGAUGGAAUUCUACGAGAGAGUAUCUGGAGCAAGAAUGCAUGCAGCCUAUGUUCGCCCUGGAGGUGUGUCGCAGGAUUUACCUCUCGGACUUUUGGAUGAUAUAUAUGAAUUUGUAGAGAAGUUUAACCAGCGCUUGGACGAGGUGGAGGAAUUGCUCACACAGAACAGAAUUUGGAAACAAAGAACAAUAGAUAUUGGCAUAGUAUCCGCACAGGAUGCUCUUAACUUUGGCUUCAGUGGGGUGAUGUUGCGUGGCUCUGGUAUUCACUGGGAUCUGAGGAAGACACAGCCAUAUGAUGCGUAUGACUUGGUCGAUUUUGAUGUUCCUAUUGGUGUGAAAGGAGAUUGUUAUGACAGGUAUCUUAUCCGAAUGGAGGAAAUGAGACAGAGUCUGAAAAUUAUUCUCCAGUGCAUGAACCAGAUGCCUGAGGGUGAAAUCAAGGUUGAUGACAACAAGAUUGUUCCUCCAAGUAGAGCUGAAAUGAAGUCAUCUAUGGAGGCCCUUAUCCAUCACUUCAAGUUAUACUCCGAGGGAAUGCGAGUACCCCCAGGAUCUACAUACACAGCGAUAGAGGCUCCCAAGGGCGAGUUUGGAGUGUAUUUGGUAUCUGACGGUACAAACAAGCCAUACCGGUGUAAAAUCCGUGCCCCAGGAUUCGCACAUUUGGCCGCUUUGGAUGUUGUUGGCAAGAGACACAUGUUGGCUGAUAUUGUCGCUAUUAUUGGUACCAUGGACAUUGUGUUUGGAGAAGUGGACAGAUAAAAAUGACCUGACCAGGUUGGAGGAUGACCAGUGUGUAUGGACAUGUGUGUUAACUUGUUAAAUAUUCACAUCUCUACCCUGUGAUGGACAGUGGACCAGCCCACAUCAAAGGACCCUUGUACACUCCAUUAUCUCAGAGGGGAGAGAGGGUUGUAGAGACAAGAGCUUGGUACCGCUGUGAUAAUAUAUAUAUGACUGGAGAAUCGUUUGUGAAAAUCUAAAUUAUCUGCAGCAACAGAAACAGACAGAAUUCUGGAACAUCUGUUUUAAAUGUAGUCUAAACACUUUCAUCAAGAUAGGAGAAUUGGAAUGGCAUUAAAGGAAUAGACAGCUUUUGGUUUUGGACUGCAGCUACUUGAUGAAUAUUUGUAGAAUUUAUGUCGCCCUACCAGAAUCUAGUACCCCUGUCAAGUGACUUUGCUUUAUUUAAUUCGGCUCAUUGAUGGAAGUGUUUUUGAACACUCUCAGAUUUUAUUGACUGUCGAAGAAAUAGUACAAUAUGAUAUCACACAUUAUCAUGCGUGUUACAGUAUGUUACUGAAAAUAAAGAAAUGGUUGAAUAUG
Molecule: messenger RNA, 1981 nt
Organism: Pecten maximus
Lineage: Eukaryota; Metazoa; Mollusca; Bivalvia; Pectinida; Pectinidae
Product: NADH-ubiquinone oxidoreductase 49 kDa subunit-like
Biological process (GO): mitochondrial electron transport, NADH to ubiquinone
Molecular function (GO): NAD binding; NADH dehydrogenase (ubiquinone) activity; quinone binding
Source: RefSeq, a predicted model, not a curated record